Ornithodoros turicata is the source of this 2463-nucleotide messenger RNA. RefSeq lists its product as uncharacterized. The record is from RefSeq and is a predicted model, not a curated record. Gene Ontology annotation, molecular function: nucleic acid binding. Gene Ontology annotation, biological process: DNA integration. The transcript is spliced from 3 exons. NCBI's taxonomy places the organism in Eukaryota, Metazoa, Arthropoda, Arachnida, Ixodida, Argasidae. Bases 1 to 2463 code for a protein of 820 amino acids.
AUGGACGUAAUCGAGCCCGUCACAGCAUCCGAAUGGAUAUCACCUAUCGUCGUUGCCCGGAAGAAGGACGGGAAGAUACGUCUCUGCGUGGACCUUCGAGGAUCUAACAAAGCAGUCGUCGUGGACGCUUUUCCUCUGCCUACUAUGGAUGAAUUGCUCUACCAACUCGCAGGCGCCAAAGUCUUUUCUAAGCUCGACCUUACGGCAGCUUAUCACCAGGUCGUGUUGGCGCCCGAGAGUCGCGAUCUCACUGCCUUCAUCACUCACAGAGGAUUGUACCGCUAUAAGCGAGUCUGUUUCGGCUUGGCUUCAGCUCCGUCGGCUUUUCAAAAAAUGUUUGACCUCUUCAAGGAUUGCCCAGGUGUCAAAUGCUAUCUCGACGACAUUAUCGUUUUCGGAGUGAAUGAGCAAGACCACUUGAAGAAUCUUCAUCGUGUCCUUCAGCUGAUCUCUAAUGCAGGACUCAAACUGAACGACAAAUGUGUCUUCGGAGUGCGAGAACUGACUUUUGUUGGACAUACAGUCAGACCGAACGGCAUUUCUCCUAACUUUGCAAAUCUUCAGGCGAUACAAGAUGCUGCUACCCCGGACGAUAAGAAGACACUCUCUUCGUUUCUGAGAAUGAUGAGUUACUACGCCAAGUUCAUAAAGAAUUACGCAGAUGAAGUAGAACCACUACGAGAGCUUCUACGGGGAGAUGCACCGUUUCUCUGGACCGAGGAGAGGCAAAUCGCCUUCAACAGGCUGAAGUCAUUGCUUAUGGAAUCAACCGCACUUGCACUUUUUCAUCCCGAUCUGCCUAUUACAGUCUCCACGGAUGCGUCUGCAUACGGACUGGGAGCUGUACUUCAACAGCAGCAUGGCUCGUAUCUAGAGACCGAUCAUCAAGCGCUUCAAGUACUCCUGAGCAGGCAAGGUACGGGUCAUCGUCCACUGCGGACAACACGGUGGUGUAUGAGGCUGCUGGAUUACACAUUCGACGUCGUUUACAAGAAAGGGAAACAAAAUGUAAUCGCAGACGCUCUUUCGCGCCUUCCUGCACCUUUGGCUGCUCCUUCCAUUCAAGAGUCCCUUCAAGAUGAAGACGAGAUCAUCUGCUGGAUCGACAGCACUGGUUCCGGCAUUCUGUCGAGACAAGACCUCCAAGCUGAGAGUUAUGCCGACCCGCUGCUAGCGCAGAUCCUCAAGUUCAUCCAACAAGGAUGGCCAAGCAGGAAUACAAUGAGCCAGAAUCUCUCUGCAUUCGGGCAAGUCAAAGACGAACUGUCUGAAGUGGACGGUCUGCUGCUUAGGCAAGACCGGAUAGUCGUACCACCAUCCCUACGCCCCAAGGUGAUCGCUUUAGCUCACGAAUCGCACCUAGGAAUCGUGCGCACGAAACAACGGAUUCGACAAUACUAUUGGUGGCCUGCGAUGGAUGCCGAUGUCGAGAGCUCGGUCCGCAAUUGCUUGAUCUGCCAGUCAGCAGGUAAAAGCGCUAAGACAUGUUCCCCACCACUUCAGCCAAUUCCUUUUCCGGAUGGACCUUGGGAGAAAAUAGGCAUCGACAUCGUCGGCCCUGUACACCGUGCGCCACAGUCAUCUAAGUUCAUUAUCAGUGUCAUGGACUACUACAUCGAGAAGGAUACCCCACAGAGGUUGUAUCUGAUCACGGGCCGCAAUUUACUUCAUCGGACUUCGGAGUUUCUCAACGACCGCGGUAUUAAGCACACUUACUCGUCUGUUUAUCACUUUCAAUCAAAUGGUCUGAUUGAACGUUUUAACCGCGUCCUGAAAAGUUUCAUCCAAGUGGCCAUCCUCGAAAAGCGAAGCCUCGAAGCAGCACUUACUGACUACCUGGGCGAGUACCGUGCAACACCUCACACUACAACUGGAUACUCGCCGGCAGUUCUCUUACAUGGACGUGCUCUACGAACGAGACUGAACGUCGUCGGUCUGCCAAUUCCAGACUUUCAUGUAGAUCCAGUCGUGGCUUUGCAGAAGCUACGGGAGAAAAUACUCAAGAAGCAGUUGGCGACCAAAAAGUAUGUCGACAAUAAACGCGCCGCUCACGUAGUUACUCUCAAAGUUGGGGACUUCGUCCGAGUAAAACAACCAACACACGUCACGAAGGGUGACAGAUUAUUCUCCACACCAAGGAUGAUUGUUGCAAGCCAAGGAAACAGUUCUUUCUUGCUGGAUGAUGGCAAGGUCUGGAACGCAAGUAGACUCUCGAAAGUAUCUAGAGAAGCGUCUCACAAGUAUCGCAAGAAUGUCCACCAUCAGGAUGAAGUUCACUGGUCGUCGAUCGACCCUCCACAGUUAUCUACGUUGCCUGUGAGCAACGAUCGUGAAGCAUCUACCGUCGACCCUCCGCUUGAGCCGGUUACUUCAACCUCGACGCAGGAGCCUCAAGCAAAACGGCAAGAACCUUUACGCAGGGGUAGCCGUGAAAGACGACCACCGCAACGGUUGCGAUACUGA